Molecule: messenger RNA, 3910 nt
Organism: Brienomyrus brachyistius
Lineage: Eukaryota; Metazoa; Chordata; Actinopteri; Osteoglossiformes; Mormyridae
Product: venom phosphodiesterase
Exons: 25
Coding region: 322-2937 (871 amino acids)
Biological process (GO): nucleoside triphosphate catabolic process
Molecular function (GO): nucleic acid binding; metal ion binding; nucleoside triphosphate diphosphatase activity
Source: RefSeq, a predicted model, not a curated record
AAGCUGGUUGCCCUUUAAAACUAUCGGUACCGGGUUUCUGCAAUGCCGCGUCUGUGUGAUAUUUAGGGGAUGCAAUCGACUUCCCCGCACCUGAGUUCUCUGGAACUUUAAGUGGUUCUGUUAAUCAUUAGCCGGUCCGGGUUGGAUGUCACACGAAGGGUGUCUACGCUGUCAAUCCCCUCUAAAUGAGAAUGAACGUGUACAGACUUCCAGGCACAAAGGGGUCAUCUGCGUCUUCCAUUCUCUGAAUCUGUGGCUCCUCAGCUUUUGACUUUAGGAGCCCCUGUGUCUGGUACCGUUUAUCGGAGUACUGCACUCAAGAUGGCCACCUCUAGCAUAUUAUUAGGAAGAAAGAAAAUCAUAAUUAUUAGUCUGCUGGCUGUCUCCAUCGUCACCAUCAUCCUAGGGCUUGGUCUAGGGCUCGGACUGCAGCUGGAGGACUGUCGCAAGAAAGAUGCCCACAUUUCCUGCAGGAACCGCUGCUAUGAGCCCUUCGACACCGAGACCCCCGGAUGCCGCUGUGACGCCCAGUGUGGGACUAGCGGGGGCUGUUGCCAUGACUACAUUGACCUCUGCGUCACACCUAGUCAGCAGUGGGAAUGCACCAAUUUACGCUGCAGUGAGAAGAGGCUUUCUGAGAGUAAAUGUCACUGCUCGGUUGACUGCAUGGAACAUGGAGAUUGUUGCACCAACUACGAGAGUGUCUGCAAAGGUGGAACAGAGUGGAAGGAGGAUGUCUGUGAGGAUAUAGUGGACCCUCAAUGUCCAGCCAGCUUUUCCCGGCAGCCGCUGCUCCUCAUCUCACUGGACGGAUUCAGAGCUGAGUACCUGAAAACGUGGAGCACGAUACUCCCAGUGAUAGACAAACUGAGAACAUGUGGAACCCACAGCCCCUACAUACAAGCGGUAUUUCCCAGCACGACCUACCCCAAUCACUACACCAUCGUCACGGGUCUCUACCCCGAGUCUCAUGGCCUGGUCGAAAACAGCAUGUACGAUCCUGUCUUCGAUGCUUCCUUCGACCUCUCAGGCACAGAGAAGGAAAAUCCCAGGUGGUACCUGGGCCAGCCCAUCUGGCACACAGUCAUGAACCAGGGCCUGAAAGCCGGAACGUUCUUCUGGCCGGGCUCCGACGUCCAAAUCAAUGGGAGUUUUCCAAAUAUAUAUGAAGUCUACGAUGGGAACGUGCCUUCUGAGGAGAGGGUGUUUAAGGUAUUGCAGUGGCUCAGACUGCCCGACAACACGAGGCCGGACUUCUAUACCUUAUACCUGGGGGAGCCAGAUAAGUCGGGACACAAAUUCGGGCCGGUCAGCGGUGGGGUCAUAGAGGCCAUCCAGAACUUGGACAGGAUCAUAGGCCAGCUGAUGAACGGACUCAAACAGAUGAACCUACACCGGUGUGUGAACAUCAUCAUCGUAGCCGAUCACGGCAUGGAGGACACCAGCUGCACUCGAAUGGAGUUUCUGGAGAACAUGCUUGGAAACGUAAAUGACCUCUAUGUGUAUCAAGGAGCUUUUGGUAGAAUCCGGUCGAAUAUCAAAGGACAGAGCUUGGAUUCCGCACAACUUGUGGCCAACCUUACGGAUUUCCAAUGCCGGAAACCAAGUCCAAAGUUAAGACCCUUCCAGAAAACUCACCUGCCCAAGCGAUUCCACUACGCCUCCAGCCGACGCAUCGACGACACUGUCAUCCUUGUUGAACCCAAGUGGCUGUUCGCGAGAAACAAAAACACCUACACCUUCUGUGACGGCGGGGCCCACGGAUAUGACAAUGACGCGUACAGCAUGCAGGCCAUGUUCCUGAGCUAUGGACCCAAGUUUCAGUACAAGACUCAAGUUGAGCCUUUUUCCAAUAUUGAACUGUACAAUCUCAUGUGCGAUGUGCUGGAGAUUUCACCUGCCCAGAACAAUGGUACCCAUGGCAGCUUGAACCACCUCCUGAGGAAUCCCAGGCAUGUGCCCCAGGUUCCCGCUGAGCAGACCCCCCCAGGAACCUGCCCCCUCUUUUCUCUCACCCCCACCGAUGACCUGGGCUGUACCUGCACUGGCCAGAACUCUACCUUGCUGAAUAGACGCCUGAAUCUGACCAGCACUGAAGUAUCUGACAGUGAGAAGAGGCACAUGGUGUUUGGGAGGCCACGCCUCUUGCGGCCCGUGUUCCAAUACUGCCUCCUGCACCAGCUGGACUUUGUCAGUGCGUACAGCCAGGCUCUCUUCAUGCCCCUCUGGACCUCCUUCACCCUGUCUAAACCCGCAGAUCUGGAGCCCCUUCCUGAGGUCGUCCAGAACUGCUUAAGAGCUGAUGUGAGGAUUGCGGCUGACAGCAGCCCCAGCUGUGACCAGUACACCGCGGCAAGAAACAUCACUCUCGCCUUCCUCUACCCACCCAACCUUAACAGCACGGCAGAGGGCCAGUAUGACGGCCUGCUGAUGUCCAAUGUGGUUCCCAUGUAUCAAGGCUUCAAGAAGAUAUGGGUUUACCUUCAAGACGUCCUUCUGAAGAAGUACGCCCAGCAGUACAAUGGCAUCAAUGUGCAGCUGGGUCCGGCCUUCGACUAUAACUAUGAUGGACUGUACGACACCCAGCACCAGAUCAAAGAAUUCGUCCCUACCAGCUCCAUACCCGUACCCACACAUUACUUUGUGAUUUUAACCAGCUGUGAAAACGCUUCACAGCCGGUGGAAGGCUGCCAUGAGGAAAUGCAGGCCGUGGCCUUUCUGAUACCACACCGGGCGGAGCACACGGAGAACUGCAUGGGUGGCCAGCCGGAGGCCCAGUGGGUGGAGGACUUACUUUGGUUUCACAAAUCUCGGGUGAGAGAUGUCGAGUUGAUCACGGGACUGGAUUUGUACCAGGGAAGCGGCAGACCAGUCGCAGAACUACUCCGGCUCAAGACUCGGCCCACAGCUGCCAUCUCGAAAAUCACAUCAGCGUGAAUUCGUACUUUCGUUCGUUAGAAAAGCUGCAAUGCUGUUCCCGGUUUUUAAACUUUAUACCGCGGUGCCCGUAUACCAUGACCCCCAUGAGUGAUAAAGUUGACACCAACCGUUCCCCCAGCUGUUCCUUGCCCUCCAGAUGACUGGAGUUGAGUUCUGCUUGUGUAUUUUCCACAAAGAAAUGAGUGUCUUCCUCUGAUCUGUUAUACCAUCAUUCACAUUUCAACCAACAGCACAUGCAGCAUUUAGGCACCAAAUGUUUUCCAGGUGUAAUUUGGAUUUAACCAGGCGCAAACUGAGCCAAACGCGGUGAAUCCUGCUGGCCUGUUGCAUGUGUUUUUUAUUUUUUAUCAAUCAAACACAUUUAAUCAAAAAUAUAACCAUAAGCAGACAUGAGCAGACUGAAAGAAAAGGUAACAGACAGUGAAUUGAUCAAAGUUGAAAGCAGCACAUUGGAUGUCUAUUAAUUAAUUGCUAAAGGCCUUGAACAAUAUUUCAAUUUUUUUUAUAAAAAGUAAAAACAUAGAGGCCUUUUUAAGCAACUUAUAUUUCUGAAUAUAGAAUCUGGCUAAAAGAAGAAGCAAAUUAACCACAAAAAUCCUCCCAAAAUUUUUUAUAGGGUUUUUAGGAAUCCCAAAGUAAACAUACGUCUUUAUUAAGUCUGGGGAGAUUCUUUACCUGACAUAAUUUGAAAAAUAUACUGUUUAUAAAAGAUUUACUAUAAUUAGAUUAGAAGUAUCCAAAACAGGUGGGGGUCAAGAUGGGCCCUUAGGGUUAGACUGAAGCAGCAUCCUGGAAGAAUUGGGAAUAGCAUGACAAAAAUGAUUGCAUAUUCUUUUGACGGGACAGGAAAAGGACAUUUAUCCAGAAAAAUUUUAUGAGAAAAUUCACCAUUUUCAAAAAGUUGUGAUACUGAUAGGAUGCUUGUUUUCCAAACCAAGAACAGCAGAAUAAAGUUUUGCGAAGGUUUUCA